AUGGAGUACAGACAGGGGGACACUGGGGAUCUAACCUGGAGUACAGACAGGGGGACACCGGGGAUCCGUAGAGCCUGGCCUGCACGUGAAUGGAGUUGUUGGUCUUGGUGUUGUAGGUCUUGGACACCGAGGAUCCCUAGAGCCUGGAGUACAGACAGGGGGACACCGGGGAUCCGUAGAGCCUGGCCUGCACGUGAAUGGUGUUGUUGGUCUUGGUGUUGUAGGUCUUGGACACCGUGGAUCCCUAGAGCCUGGAGUACAGACAGGGGGACACCGGGGAUCUGUAGAACCUGGCCUGCACGUGAAUGGAGUUGUUGGUCUUGGAGUCGUAGGUCUUGGACACCGUGGAUCCGAAGACCCGGGCCUGCAGACAGGGGGACACCGGGGAUCCGUAGAGCCUGGCCUGCACGUGAAUGGUGUUGUUGGCCCUGGUGUUGUAGGUCGUGGACAUCGAGGAUCCGUAGAGCCUGGCCUGCAGACAAGGGGACACCGGGGAUCCGUAGAACCUGGCCUGCACGUGAAUGGUGUUGUUGGUCUUGGUGUUGUAGGUCUUGGACACCGAGGAUCCCUAGAGCCUGGAGUACAGACAGCGGGACACCGGGGAUCCGUAGAGCCUGGCCUGCACGUGAAUGGUGUUGUUGGUCGUGGUGUUGUAGGUCUUGGACACCGAUAAUCCGUAGAGCCUGGAGUACAGACAGGGGGACACCGGGGAUCUGUAGAGCCUGGCCUGCAUGUGAAUGGUGUUGUUGGUCUUGGUGUUGUAGGUCUUGGACACCGGGGAUCCGUAGAGCCUGGCCUGCACGUGAAUGGUGUUGUUGGUCUUGGUGUUGUAGGUCUUGGACACCGUGGAUCCGUAGAGUAUGGAGUACAGACAGGGGGACACUGGGGAUCUGUAGAGCCUGGCCUGCACGUGAAUGGUGUUGUUGGUCUAGGUGUUGUAGGUCUUGGACACCGAGGAUCCCUAGAGCCUGGAGUACAGACAGGGGGACACCGGGGAUCCGUAGAGCCUGGCCUGCACGUGAAUGGUGUUGUUGGUCUUGGUGUUGUAGGUCUUGGACACCGUGGAUCCGUAGAGCCUGGAGUACAGACAGGGGGACACCGGGGAUCCGUAGAGCCUGGCCUGCACGUGAAUGGUGUUGUUGGUCUUGGUGUUGUAGGUCUUGGACACCGAGGAUCCCUAGAGCCUGGAGUACAGACAGGGGGACACCGGGGAUCCGUAGAGCCUGGCCUGCACGUGAAUGGUGUUGUUGGUCUUGGUGUUGUAGGUCUUGGACACCGUGGAUCCGUAGAGCCUGGAGUGCAGACAGGGGGACACCGGGUAUCCGCAGAGCCUGGCCUGCACGUGAAUGGUGUUGUUGGUCUUGGUGUUGUUGGUCUUGGACACCUGGGAUCCGUAGAGCCUGGCCUGCACGUGAAUGGUGUUGUUGGUCUUGGACAUCUAGGAUCUGUUGAGCCUGGCCUGCACGUGAAUGGUGUUGUUGGUCUUGGUGUUGUUGGUCUUGGACACCGCGGAUCAGUAGAGCCUGGUCUGCAGACAGGGGGACACCGGGGAUCCGUAGAGCCUGGUAUGCACGUGAAUGGUGUUGU
This is a messenger RNA of Eriocheir sinensis (Chinese mitten crab), 1587 nucleotides long. Its product is annotated as foot protein 1 variant 1-like. The transcript has 3 exons. Lineage: Eukaryota; Metazoa; Arthropoda; Malacostraca; Decapoda; Varunidae. The record is from RefSeq and is a predicted model, not a curated record. The coding region runs from base 1 to 1452 and encodes 483 amino acids.